UGCAGAAGGUUUUCCAGCUCAUCAGCCGCAACCUUUGGAAUAUGACCACACUUACUGUUUACCAGAGACUUCCUACCCCUUGGAAGGUUCCCAACAUGGCCAACACCAUACUGACCAGGACUAUCGCACAUUGGAUUUCUUGGUGCCAGGGUCAUGCGACUUCCACCCUCCAGAGUCACCAGGAUCUCUUUCAGAGCAAGAACUUCAAGGCACAUCUUUGGUCCAGCCACAACCAUCCACGUUUCUUCCAGAGCCUGUCCCAAGCACGUCUCGUGGAGUCCUCCAGCAGCAAGCCGUCCCUAGAGAGCCUGUCCCAAGCACGUCUCGUGGAGUCCUCCAGCAGCAAGCCGUCUCUAGAGAGCCUGUCCCAAGCACGUCUCGUGGAGUCCUCCAGCAGCAAGCCGUCGCUAGAGAGCCUGUCCCAAGCACGUCUCGUGGAGUCCUCCAGCAGCAAGCCGUCGCUAGAGAGCCUGUCCCAAGCACGUCUCGUGGAGUCCUCCAGCAGCAAGCCGUCGCUAGAGAGCCUGUCCCAAGCAUGACUCAACCCAGUCUGACUCGGCUUCACGACCCAGUCAGCACGACUCCGCCAGUCGUCGUUCAAGAACCAGCGCCAAGCACAUCUUGGUCCUCAUCGCAGGAGCUGCCAUCUACACCACCAGGAAGGGGCCGGAGCCGAAUCCGCAAGGCUUUUACGCCACGCACAAAGAAGCGGAUGCAAAAAUAUUUGGAGGAAAUAGCAAG
Dermacentor albipictus is the source of this 741-nucleotide messenger RNA. The record is from RefSeq and is a predicted model, not a curated record. NCBI's taxonomy places the organism in Eukaryota, Metazoa, Arthropoda, Arachnida, Ixodida, Ixodidae.